AUGUUGGUGCUGCGGUGCAGGCAUGGAACCUCUUUUUCUAAACUAGAUAACUUGGUGCCAAAUGGAAAAAUGAAGAUUCUCCUGGUCUUUCUAGGGCUUCUUGGUAAUUCUGUUGCCAUGCCAAUGCAUAUGCCCCGAAUGCCUGGAUUUAGCAGUAAAAGUGAGGAGAUGAUGCGAUAUAAUCAAUUCAACUUUAUGAACUCCCCACAUAUGGCACACCUGGGCCCCUUCUUUGGAAAUGGUCUGCAACUCCCUCAGCAAUUUCCUCAGUACCAGAUGCCCAUGUGGCCUCACCCACCACCCAACACACUCAACCCACAGAAACCCUCAGGACCCAAACGUCAUAACAAGACUGAUCAGACCCAAGAAACCCAGAAACCCGAUCAGACUCAGUCAAAAAAGCCACCACAAAAGCGGCCUUUGAAGCAGCCAUCACAUACUCCAGCUCAGCCCAAAGAGGAAGAUCAGCCACCUCAGGCAUUCCCACCAUUUGGCAAUGGGCUAUUCCCUUAUCAACAACCACCAUGGCAAAUUCCACAGAGGGUACCUCCACCAGGUUAUGGACGCCCACCAAUCAGCAAUGAAGAAGGUGGGAAUCCUUACUUUGGAUAUUUUGGAUAUCAUGGCUUUGGGGGUCGCCCUCCUUAUUAUUCAGAAGAAAUGUUUGAACAAGAUUUUGAAAAACCCAAAGAAGAAGAUCCUCCUAAAGCAGAAAGUCCAGGCACCGAACCCACAGCUAAUUCAACAACAAAUUCUACCCAACCGAACCCUAGAGGGAAUCAGGGUGGAAAUGAUACUAGCCCCACAGGGAACAGUACUCCACGGCCAAACACUGGGAACAACCCUCCAGAUCAAAAUGGGAUCAGCCCAGUCCCUGCAGUGAACGCUUCAGGCCAGGGAGGGCCAGGAAGUCAAAUCCCAUGGAGACCAAGUCAGCCAAGUAUUCGUGUAAAUCAUCCAAAUCCUAAUAUAAGAAAUUUUCCUUCAGGAAGACAGUGGUAUCCCACUGGUACUGUCAUGGGGCACAGACAAAAUGGACCUUUUUACAGAAAUCAACAAGUUCAAAGCGGUCUUCGGUGGAACUCAUUUGCUUGGGAAGGUAAACAAGUAGCUCGUCCAAGAAAUCCACUUUAUCACAUAGCUUACCCUUCUACUUCAAGAGGCAAUUAUCCCAAUUAUGCAGGAAAUCCAGCAAAUCUCAGAAGAAAGCCUCAGAGGCCAAAUAAACACCCUGUGAGAACUAAUGGUACCCCACUGGGUCCCAAACAUGACCCUGUUGUUCAAAAUGAAAAAAUUCAGAAUCCAAGGGAAAAGCCACUAAGUCCAAAAGAACCAAUAAUUGUUCCUACAAAGACUCCAACCAGUCCCUGGAGAAACUCUCAACAGUAUGAAGUUAAUAUUAAAUCAAAUUAUAAACUGCCUCACUCUGAAGGUUACACACCAGUCCCAAAUUUUAAUUCUGUUGAUCAACAUGAAAACUCCUAUUACCCAAGAGGAGAUUCCAGAAAAGUCCCAAAUUCUGAUGGACAAACCCAAAGCCAGAAUUUGCCCAAAGGGAUUGUUUUAGGGCCAAGAAGAAUCCCAUAUGAAUCAGAAACUAAUCAGUCAAAAUUAAAGCACAGCUCAUAUCAGCCUCCUGUAUACCCUGAGGAAAUUCCUUCUUCUGCAAAAGAAGAUUUUCCUGCUGGAAGAAAUACUUGGAACCACCAAGAAAUCUCUCCACCUUUUAAGGAAGAUCCUGGGAGACAAGAAGAACAUUUACCUCAUUCUUCCCAUGGUUCUAGAGGAAGUGUUUUCUACCCUGAAUAUAACCCCUAUUAUUCCAGGGAAAACUCACCAUAUCGUAGAAGCAAUACAUGGGAUGAGAGAGAGGAUUCUCCAAAUACUAUGGGGCAAAAAGAAAGUCCACUGUACCCCAUAAAUACCCCAGACCAGAAAGAGACAGUCCCUUAUAAUGAAGAGGACCCAAUUGAUCCAAAUGGAGAUGAGUAUUUUCCUGGACAAAAUAGAUGGGGUGAAGAGUUAAGCUUCAAAGGAAGCCCAACAGUUAGGCACUAUGAAGAUGAACAAUAUACCUCAAAUCAGCCAAAGGAAUAUCUUCCCUAUUCUUUAGAUAAUCCAUCAAAACCAAAGGAGGAUUUUUAUUAUAGUGAAUUCUACCCAUGGAGCCUGGAUGAAAAUAUUCCAUCAUAUAAUACAGCUCCUACUAUGUCACCACCUAUAGAAAGCAGGGGUUACUAUCUUAAUAAUGCCAUUGGACCAGAAGAAAGCACUCUGUUUCCUUCAUGGAACUCCUGGGACCGCAGGAUACAAGCCCAAGGGCAGAAAGAAAGAAGGCCGUAUUUUAACAGAAAUACCUGGGAUCAGGCAACACAUUUACAAAAAACCCCAGCUAGGCCACCAGACCAAACAGGUAACCAGCCCUAUUCCAGCAACACCCCAGCUGGGCUUCGGAAAAAUCCAAUACGGCAUGAAGGUGAGAAUUUGAACUAUGGCAUGCAAAUAACUAGGAUAAAUUCUCCAGAGAGAGAACAUUCAUCUUUCCCUGACUUUAUCCCACGAAGUUACCCAUCAGGUCAAAAAGAAGCACAUUUAUUUCACCUAAGCCAGAGAGGCUCUUGCUGUGCUGGGAUCUCCGCAGGGCCCAAGGACAAUCCACUAGCUCUACAAGACUAUACUCCAUCGUAUGGUCUUGCACCUGGGGAGAACCAAGACACCAGUCCUCUGUAUACAGAAGGUAGUCAUACCAAGCACACAAGACAUGUCGUCUCCCCAACAAACAUCCUACCAGUCCAAAGAAACAGCUCAGAGAAGAGGGAAAGCCAAAGCCCGAGUCCUUUCAGAGAUGAUGUAUCCACUCUGAGGAGGAACACACCAUGUUCUAUAAAGAAUCAACUGGGCCAAAAGGGAAUUAUGCCCUUUCCUGAAGCUGGUUCCCUUCAAUCAAAGAAUACGCCUUGUCUCAAAAAUGAUCUUGGAGGAGAUGGGAACAACAUUCUGGAACAAAUUUUUGAAGACAACCAGCUCAGUGAAAGAACUAUUGACCUUACUCCUGAGCAGCUUGUUAUUGGUACACCUGAUGAAGGCUCCGAUCCAGAAGGCAUCCAAAGUCAAAUCCAAGGAAAUGAGAGUGAGAGGCAGCAGCAAAGACCAUCUAACAUCCUGCAUUUGCCAUGCUUUAGCUCCAAAUUAGCAAAGCAUCACUCUUCCGGCAUUGGAUCUCCAUCUAGCAAUGGAAGGCAAAGCCCAUUUGAUGGGGAUUCAAUUAUGCCUACUGAAAAUCCUAACACAUUGGUUGAGUUAGCUACUGGGGAACAAUUUAAGAGUAUAAAUGUAGACCCACUUGAUGCAGGGGAACACACUCCAUUUGAAUUCCUUCAAAGAGGGACCAGUGCACAGGACCAGAUACAAGACUGCUUACUACUUCAGGCCUAG
Messenger RNA from Saimiri boliviensis boliviensis (Bolivian squirrel monkey), 3435 nucleotides. It is a transcript of the gene ENAM, whose product is annotated as enamelin. Gene Ontology annotation, cellular component: extracellular matrix. Gene Ontology annotation, biological process: amelogenesis; ameloblast differentiation; positive regulation of enamel mineralization. Gene Ontology annotation, molecular function: structural constituent of tooth enamel. Lineage: Eukaryota; Metazoa; Chordata; Mammalia; Primates; Cebidae. The record is from RefSeq and is a predicted model, not a curated record.